Messenger RNA from Artibeus jamaicensis (Jamaican fruit-eating bat), 2124 nucleotides. RefSeq names its product glomulin, FKBP associated protein (gene GLMN). Lineage: Eukaryota; Metazoa; Chordata; Mammalia; Chiroptera; Phyllostomidae. The record is from RefSeq and is a predicted model, not a curated record. Gene Ontology annotation, cellular component: cytoplasm. The coding region runs from base 128 to 1921 and encodes 597 amino acids. Gene Ontology annotation, molecular function: ubiquitin-protein transferase inhibitor activity. The transcript has 19 exons.
GGCGGGGCCGGGAGAGCGGCCUGCGCUGCCCGGGUGGUAGAAGACGACGCUGGAGGCCACAGGCCGGAUAUUAACAGUGUGCAUUGUAUUAGUACAUUUCAGCAUCAAAACUUAAAAAUAACAAAGAAUGGCUGUGGAAGAACUUCAAUCCAUAAUAAAGAGAUGUCAAAUCCUAGAAGAGCAAGACUUUAAAGAAGAAGAUUUUGGCCUAUUUCAGUUAGCAGGCCAAAGGUGCAUAGAUGAAGGGUACAUAGACCAGUUAUUAGAAAUUAUUCAAAACGAAAAGAAUAAGGUCAUCAUCAAGAAUAUGGGCUGGAAUCUUAUUGGUCCUGUUGUUCGAUGCCUUUUAUGGAAUGAUAAGGAAGAUGAUAAAAGAAAAUAUUUUCUGAUGCUUGAGUUAUUGAUAAAGUUAUGUAAUCCCAAAGAAUUAUUGUUGGGUUUGCUUGAACUGAUUGAAGAGCCCUCUGGAAAACAGAUAUCCCAAAUUAUUCUUCUUUUACUUCAGCCAUUACAAACAGUGAUACAGAAACUUCACAGCAACAAGGCGUACUCAGUUGGAUUAGCACUGUCUACCAUUUGGAGUCAGCUAUCUCUUCUUCCUGUUCCAUACUCAAAAGAACAAAUACAAACAGAUGACUACGGCCUUUGUCAAUGUUGCAAGGCCUUAGUAGAGUUCACUAAGCCUUUUGUGGAAGAAAUCGUUGAUGACAAAGAAAACUCACUGGAAAAGGAAAAGUUAAAGGAUGAAUUACUAAAAUUUUGCUUCAAAAGCUUGAAAUGCCCUUUGCUGACAGCACAAUUCCCUGAACAGUCUGAAGAAGCUGAAAAUGAUCCUUUAAGGUGUUUUGCAUCUGAAAUAGUAGGGUUUUUAUCAGCAAUUGGAUACCCUUUCCCAAAAAUGAUUUUGAAUCAUGGAAGGAAAAAGAGGACUUGGGAUUAUCUUGAAUUUGAAGAAGAAGAAGACAAACAAUUAGCAGAGUCUAUGGCUUCUCUGGCAUAUCUAGUAUUUGUACAGGGCAUCAGCAUUGAUCAGCUGCCAAUGGUGUUAAGCCCAUCAUACCUUUUGCGAUUUAAUAUGGGGCAUAUUGAAGUCUUUUUGCAAAGAACAGAAGAAUCUGUUUUGUCCAAAGGACUGGAUCUGUUUGAGAAUGGUUUGUUGAGAAUAGAAGACAAUAGUCUACUUCACCAGUACUUAGAAAUCAAGAGUUUUCUGACUGUACCUCAGAGCUUAGUCAAAGUAAUGACGCUCUGCCCUGUUGAGACAUUGAGGAAAAAGGGCUUAGCUAUGCUUCAGCUGUAUAUUAACAAGUUGGAUUCUCAAGGCAAAUAUACGUUAUUUAGGUGCUUACUGAAUACAAGUAAUCACUCAGGUGUGGAGGCCUUUGUUAUUCAAAAUAUCAAAAAUCAAAUCGACAUAUCAUUAAAGAGAACACAUAACAAGUGGUUUACAGGACCACAGCUAAUUUCCCUUCUAGAUUUGGUACUCUUUCUCCCAGAGGGCGCUGAAACAGAUCUACUGCAAAACUCAGAUAGGAUAAUGGCUUCAUUAAAUUUAUUGAGAUAUUUGGUUAUCAAAGAUAAUGAAAAUGACAAUCAAACUGGAUUAUGGACAGAACUUGGAAAAAUUGAGAAUAAUUACUUAAAGCCACUCCAUAUAGGACUUAAUAUGUCAAAAGCACAUUAUGAAGCAGAAAUUAAAAAUAGCCAAGAAAAUAGCCAAGAAUUCCAGAAUUCUAAAGACUUUUGUUCUGUAACUGUAGGUGGAGAAGAGAUCCCUAAUAUGCCUCCUGAAAUGCAGCUUAAGGUCCUACAUUCAGCACUUUACACAUUUGAUUUGAUUGAAAGUGUUCUGGCUCGAGUAGAAGAACUCAUUGAAAUAAAAACAAAGUCUACCUCUGGAGAAAAUACUGGGAUAAAGUGAAAGCUUUGUUUCCUAAAUAAAAGUUAGUAAAAUACUGUAUUUUCCAAUAUGAUUUAAUGCCUUUACAAAAAAUUUUCUGUAAAACACCGUUAUAAAAAUAAAUGUAGCUUAUCAGGUUCUGUAAUGAUACAUUAUGUAUAAGUAGUAUUCUUUGGUUUUAAAAAUAUAACCUGAUAAAUAAUGCCCAUAUAUGAUAAAUACUA